Messenger RNA from Striga asiatica, 1029 nucleotides. The record is from the annotation of a GenBank genome assembly. Lineage: Eukaryota; Viridiplantae; Streptophyta; Magnoliopsida; Lamiales; Orobanchaceae.
AUGGAAAAAGCAACUUCAGAUUAUCCGCCAAAAUCUCCGGAGGAUGUGGCCGAGGCUCGUCUGGAGGAGCUCGUGGACAGGAGCCUCGUCUUGGUUCACAAGCGGAGGUCGGCUGGCGGGAUUAAAACCUGCAGCAUCCACUCUGCCGUGUGGCAUCUGUGUGUUAAUGCUGCCGACAAAGAUGGGUUCUUUUGUGCUGUCACUCGGUACACAAAGGGGAGGAAGGCUUCUCUGCCUACAACCGCAAGCAUUGGCCGCCGGCUUUGCAUCCGGAAGAACAUCCUUCUUUCAAUCAAGGACGUCAAUCGUGCCAUGUUGUCGGUCUCGAAAGCCCGCUCUUUUUUCUGCAGUGGUCGGGACCAUCCGUAUCCUUUAGCCGUUUGCUCGGAUUUCGGUUUGCUCAGGGUACUGGACGUGCUCUCCAUACGCUUCUACGGGUUCCCCGUGGAAAUACUAAAAUUAGUCCAGUUACGAUACCUUGCGCCUCACAGGGAGGCGAUCUUCCGCAUCCACCUCCUCACGGACCUCUUGACACUUUCGAAUGUGACGAACCAUAGUUGUGCUGAGGACGUGCUGAGAGGAACUCCGAACCUGAAGAAAUUAGGAGUUUGCAUCGAGGUGUCGGAGCACGAUCACGCUUCUGAUCCCUCAGCGCGUUUUCGACCAUCUGGCGCUUCUCGACCAGCUGGAGUCAUUCAAAUGCGCGGUCGUGAAUCCGAGUCCCCGUUCGAUGGCAGGCCCGUUUGGGAAGUUGGCGAAGAUGAGUUUAGGGAUCUGAGGUUUCUGCAGCUGGAGGACUUGGACUUGGAGGAUUGGUCGGGCGGUGGCCUGAUUCUGAAGAGGCUCGAGCGACUGAUCGUUAGGCACUGCUACAGGCUGAGGGAGAUUCCUGAGGGCAUCGACUACGUCAUAUAUUUGCAGGUGGUGGAGGUAGUUGACUGCAGCCCGUCGUUGGUGGGGUCGGCCAUGAGAGUGAAGGAGAUGCAGCAAGACAUGUCGAAUGAUGACUUUCAAGUUGUGGUCGAGUAG